Amborella trichopoda is the source of this 2055-nucleotide messenger RNA. Its product is annotated as protein JINGUBANG. The record is from RefSeq and is a predicted model, not a curated record. Lineage: Eukaryota; Viridiplantae; Streptophyta; Magnoliopsida; Amborellales; Amborellaceae. Gene Ontology annotation, molecular function: protein binding.
GAUAUGCUUUCUCUCUCCUCACUCUUUCUCUCUCUCUCUACACAUUCCCCCCUUCCCUUCCCUUCCCCUGCAAAAACCUUGUAACAUAAGGACGAUAUGCUUUCUCUCUCCUCUUGGUAUGCAAUGCAUUCACUGUUUCUCUCUCUUAAAAAAACCAUAAUUCGAAAUCUUCCAAUUUUUGAAUCUCAUAACACAUCGCCAUUUCCGCUGAUAUUCCCCUCCCUGCCUGUUCGAUACCUUAUCGUCCAGCUUUCUCUCUCUAAAACAUUAGAUACAGUUAGGCCACAGCUCUCAAAACAGAGAAAAACGACUCCACUUGCCUUUCAUCUGAUUUCAGCUUUCCAUUUUCGACUGUCGAAGAGAAAGAAACACAGAGGGAGACAGCUAAGGGAAUUCAAUCAGAGAGAGGAAGAAGAGGGGUAAAACCAAGAGAGAGAGAGAGAGAGGGGAGAGGCGAUCCCAUGGUGCGAACCCAUUGAGCCAUGGCUGAGAACCAUUUCUCAUGUCCGGAACCUGAUGACCGCACCUACCAAAGCCCACUAAUCUCCCCAUGCUCGUCUCCAGGAAACAUCCUCUCGAGCCCGUGGUUCCAAACCGUCGAGCCCACCGACCAUGGCACUGAGUCCUGCUGCUACCGCUGCUUGGCCUCUGCGCAAAAACCGUCGGGGGAAAUUCUCUCCCUAGCUGUGACUGAAAAUGGCCUAAUUUACGCAGGCUCGAAUUCUAAAUCCAUAACAGUUUGGAAACUACCCGAAUUCGUCGAACACACGCGACUCAAAUCUGGAAGUGGUUUUGUAACCUCAAUUAUUGUUUCAUCAGAUGACAAGUUGGUUUUCUCUGCUCAUUCUGAUCACAAGAUUAGGACAUGGAGCAUUGAUGGCUCUGGUAUUUUGCACUUCAGAACAGGGACUUUGCCCUGUUUCCGAGACCGGAUUCUCGAUGCCUGCCGGAACUACCCCAAGUCCUUGUUUUCAAGGGAGAAUAAAAGUACUGUGAAGCAUUUGGGUACUAUAACUUGUUUGGCUUACAAUUCAGCAAUUAAAGUGCUUUAUUCGAGCUCAAAGGAUGGGACUGUCAAGGUUUGGAGUCUGAGAGAGAUGAAAUGCGUGGAGACGAUACGAGCGCACCGAGAUGCCGUGAAUGCUUUGGUGGUUGGAGCCGAUGGGUUGCUGUUUACCGGGUCGGAUGAUACGGCUGUUAAGGUUUGGAGGAAGAGUCUGAGCGCCGGGUGUACACAUAGCCUGGUUCUCAAUUUGCAGGUGAAGAACUCCCCAGUGAAGGCCAUGGUCUUAGGUUGCGAGGGCGACGAUCGCUACUUGGUUUAUGCCGGUUGCUCAGAUGGCUAUGUUCAUUAUUGGAGAAAGGGGCAGCUAUCAGGGCACAUGAGUUACACUGGUUUCUUAAGAGGCCACACUCAUGCUAUUAUGUGCAUGGCUUCUUCGGAUAAAAUUGUGGUUAGUGGGGCUGCCGAUUCAAGUGUGUGCGUAUGGUUGAGGGGUGGAGGCCACCGGUGCUUAGCAGUGAUUAACGGGCAUGUCGGCCCGAUUAGAGGGGUGGGGUUAAGGGUGGACGAUGAUGAUGAUGGCUUUGUUGUUUAUAGUGGGAGUAUGGAUGGGGCGGUGAAGGUGUGGUGGGUUUGGAGCAAGGGGAGGGGUUCGAGGUGUUGUAGUGAGGAGGUUAGGGAGGGUGAGGAUGAAUACAAGUGGGAUGAGUACUUUGAUUUGCCUCCGAAAUGAGGGUUGAGGAAGAUGGAGCUCUCCCUCUCUCUCCAAAGUAGACUUACGUGGUCGGCCCGCUCUCUAUUUCUUAUACUAUCAAAAUAAUGAUCUUGCUUUUUCAAAAUAUGAUAAAGCAGGUUUUGUUUCAUUAAAAGUGCUAUUAAAUUUAGUGGAGAAUACAAUCCUCGACUUGUUUUUAAAUAAUUAGGUUUUCGAAGUUAUUAGUGGGAUUGGAGAGCACGAUGUGCGACUAAGGUUAACUCAAAACGUAUAUUGGUGUCAUGCCUUGUACACUACUUUAGAUGGCAUUGCAUGUGGUAAAGAAUUUUUUAUUUUU